UUGGGUGGUAUGCCUUGUCCAUAGUUGAUUAAUAUUUGAUCUUUUUUUUGGGUGAUCUUUUUUUGAUCUAUGUAUGCUUCCUAAAGACGUACCAAUAUAUCAUGUACUUCAGUACUUCAAUGUAUUACAGAUUUACAGGUCAUGAUUUACACGCCAUGCAAGGCAAGGGUGUGCAACAUGAUUUUCCUAAGCCAGAACAUUAGAAAAGAAAAGCUACCUGUCACCUUUCCCUUAAGCCUCUAAUUUGUUCCCACUACCAAAAUUCCAUCACAUUCCUUAUCAUUUGAGUUUCCAAAAUUCAUUUUCUGCAAUCAAAUCUUCUCAGAGUUUCAAUCUUUCACCUCAAAUGAUUGUCAACAACCAAUUUUCUUAAAGACCCUUAUGAUUUUUCUCCAUUUUCCAGCCAUUCUAGCUCGUUAGGAAUGCCAUAUCAAUUAUUCACAACCCCAUCAAUUAGACAUAGUUUCUUUGAUCUGGGUUUUUGUUUUUUCAUUCCCUUAGUGUUUGUUUCAGCGCAGAAGAUACCAUUUGAGUUCUUAAUGAAUGCCAAAUUUUAAAAGGAGAAAGAGAAGCAAGUGACAUAUGGCUGGCCACAAAUUGUAACACCAUUUCUUCAUUUGGGGUUCAAAGAUUGGAGGCUAGAGAUGUCUAUGCAGCACGAAAAUUCUGAUACAAAAGAUGUAUCAGCUCCACGGAAAAGACUGUCGAAUCUGAUGAAUCAAUCUGGGAACAAGUUUUGUGCUGAUUGUGGAACUCCAGAGCCAAAAUGGGUAUCUUCAAGUCUCGGGGUAUUUAUUUGCAUCAAGUGCUCCGGCAUACACAGAAGUCUAGGAGUCCACAUAACAAAGGUUGUAUCAUUGAAGCUAGAUGAAUGGACAGAUGAACAAGUUGAUGCAUUGGAGAAGUUGGGUGGAAAUACAUCAUUAAAUAGGAAGUACGAAGCUUGCCUACCAAGUAAUAUGAAAAAACCAAAACCACAUUCAUCCAUUGAAGAGCGCUCCGAGUUUAUUAGGAGAAAAUAUGAGCUGCUACAGUUCAUGGAGUGUGGUGACAAUUUGUCAUGCCAAAUUGUACCAUCUCAAGGGAGAAGUUUAACAUUGGCUCAUAGCAGUUCUUCAUGUCACCAUCCUCCUAUGGACAAGAAACAUUAUGAGAAAAAACCGACCAAACAUCAUAUUGGACUCACAUUCCGAAAUAGCCGGGGAAGAAAAGAUUCUGAGCACAAGUCCUCAUCAAAGAGGAGUACCUCAUUGGCAGGUAUGGUUGAAUUUGUUGGGUUGAUUAAGGUUACUGUUGUAAAAGGCAAGCACCUGGCGGUUCGAGAUGUGAUGUCCAGUGACCCAUAUGUCAUCCUUUCUUUGGGUCACCAAUCGGUAAAAACGCGCGUUAUAAGGAACAAUUUGAAUCCAGUCUGGAAUGAAAGCCUAAUGCUAUCAAUUCCAGAGAACAUUCCUCCUCUUAAAGUGCUUGUGUAUGAUAAGGAUACAUUUACAACCGAUGAUUUUAUGGGUGAAGCUGAAAUAGACAUUCAACCUCUAGUUUUAGCUGCAAUUGCGUAUGAGAAAUCGACAAUCAACGAGUCCAUGCAGCUUGGGAAAUUUGUAGCAAGCAAGGAUAACACUCUUGUUAGAGAUGGUAUCAUCUCCCUUGAAGAAGGGAGGAUCAAGCAGCAAAUCGCGGUGAGGCUGCAGAAUAUUGAGAGAGGGGUGCUUGAGAUUGAGCUUGAAUGUGUUCCUCUCACUCAAUAGCUGGAUAGAAGAAUCAGACUUAAAUUUUGGAGCAUGUAUAUAGGAAUAUCUGUUUGAAGUACAUUAAUAUUAUGGUAUCUCAAGGUGUUACCAUUGUUUCCCAAUUAUACUUGAUAGACUUCAAGCUUUUACGCUGAGAACCCUGACAAUUCAUGAAGGAUACCAAUAUUAACUAGGAAAACAUAUUGCUACUGUAACAAAUUCCAAUGAAGGAAUGGAUUUAUCUUUUAGUAGUUUUGGGAGAAGAUUUUUCCAUAAAUGUAGUGUGUUUGGGUUUUCAUUGAGUUCAAUGAUAUGUUGACUCAAUCGGAUAAAAUUUUGCUUUUCUGUUCCACAUUAAACUCAAUGUGACAAAUUCUAGUUUCUCCG
Molecule: messenger RNA, 2117 nt
Organism: Lotus japonicus
Lineage: Eukaryota; Viridiplantae; Streptophyta; Magnoliopsida; Fabales; Fabaceae
Product: probable ADP-ribosylation factor GTPase-activating protein AGD11
Exons: 9
Coding region: 645-1748 (367 amino acids)
Molecular function (GO): GTPase activator activity; phospholipid binding
Source: RefSeq, a predicted model, not a curated record